AUGAGCCCCAGUACACUUGCCACGAAGGACAUCGACCAAAAAGCGUUUGGAGCGGUUAAGCUGAGCGCAGAUGUACCAAACUAUCUGCUCAACGUUGCGGACCUUUACGAUCCAGUCGAAGGAUUCGGUACCCUCAGUGUGGUCGUCGAUAUCGAAAAACCAUCUACGCUGCUGGUUGAAUUAUGCAGUCUCUUCACGCCGGAAACGAAGGAAGUGGUGAACAUCGACUGGCUUGACGGUCCUCACAAACUGGCCGACUUGGGCAACUACACUUUGCUCUACAGCGAGAAAGCCCAGCAGAUCGUCCGCGGCGAACCCAUCAAUUUUAAUUUGUACAAUCUGACCACGUGGACCUCGAUGUUGCCGGCUAUGUUCUUGAGGGUAUCCCCAAUGGUAAAAGCGCUGGAUAGCAAACAUUUCUUGCUCCCGGUCCCAUACGAUUUUUACCGGGAAGAACAUCUCAUGUUUAAAGUACCAGUCACUCCCACUGUCGACGUUCUCUUCGAAUUUGUCGACAUCAAGAACGGAAAAUUGACUGCCGAGUUUCUCGACGAAAACGGAAAGGUGUUGGAGAAAGAUUCCUACAGCAAAGACGGAUCGGAAAGUGGGGAUUCUCGGGUGGUCAAGAACGUUACGCGAAUCACGCUUGGCUACAGCGAUGACGACUGGGAAGAUUCCGGGUUCUUCGCAAAAAUUCAUUUUACACAGCGGGAUGUGGAGGCCACGACCGAGGAUAAGAGGAAUCGCUUUGAGGUGCCAAAGUUGACGGAGCGGAUCAAAGCCGGCCGUGGCUCGUUUGUUCAGACGCGGAUCGAAAAAUCGCUUCUCCGGAUGCCAAAUGUGCGCAUGGUGUCGGGGCAGACCGUGCUGCUGGCUGGGCUUGUUGAGUCUCCGAGUUACGGUAGCUAUCGCCACAGUGCAGAUAUUCCUUCUAUUACGGCCUACUUACUAAAAUUUGGUAUG
Molecule: messenger RNA, 963 nt
Organism: Mesorhabditis spiculigera
Lineage: Eukaryota; Metazoa; Nematoda; Chromadorea; Rhabditida; Rhabditidae
Source: the annotation of a GenBank genome assembly